Molecule: messenger RNA, 4652 nt
Organism: Oryza brachyantha (malo sina)
Lineage: Eukaryota; Viridiplantae; Streptophyta; Magnoliopsida; Poales; Poaceae
Product: ABC transporter G family member 40
Exons: 20
Coding region: 20-4456 (1478 amino acids)
Cellular component (GO): membrane
Molecular function (GO): ATP binding; ABC-type transporter activity; ATP hydrolysis activity
Source: RefSeq, a predicted model, not a curated record
AAGAGAGCUAGACAUCGAGAUGGCGUCGGCGACGCCGCCUGAAACGACGGCGAACCACCACCGCCACCACUCGGCGCUGCCGGCGUCGGCGAGCCGGCGGACCCCGAGCUGGGGCUCCGCCAUCUCACAGUCAUUCCGGCAGGUGGAGGCGGAUGACCCGUUCCGGCGGGCGCAGUCCGUGCGGGAGCACGACGAGGAGGAGGAGAACCUGCGGUGGGCGGCGCUGGAGAAGCUGCCCACCCACGACCGGAUGCGACGCGGCGUCGUCCGGAGCACGCUCCUGCAGGGCGGCGCGGACGACGCCGGCAAGCCGGUGGAGCUCGUCGACAUCGGGACGCUGGCCGCCGGCGAGGCCGCCCGCGCCCUCGUGGAACGCCUUUUGCAGGACGACAGCGAGCGGUUCCUACGCCGUCUUAGGGACCGAAUAGACAUGGUGGGCAUCGAGCUCCCGAAGAUCGAAAUUCGGUACGAGCAGCUGUCCGUGCAGGCGGACGCCUUCGUCGCCAGCCGCGCCCUGCCCACUCUUUCCAACGCCGCCGUCAACUUUCUCCAGGGACUUGUUGGGCAACUUGGUUCCGCAAACAUGAGGGCCAUCGAUAUACUGAAGGAAGUCAAUGGCAUCCUCAAGCCAUCCAGGAUGACUCUUCUUCUUGGGCCUCCAUCCUCAGGGAAGAGCACACUUAUGCGAGCUCUAACUAGGAAGCUUGACACAAACCUCAAGGUCUCUGGCAAUGUCACAUAUUGUGGACAUACAUUUUCUGAGUUCCAUCCUGAGAGGACAAGUGCCUAUGUUAGUCAAUAUGAUCUCCAUAAUGCAGAGAUGACUGUAAGAGAAACAUUAGAUUUCUCUAGGAGGUGCUUAGGAAUUGGUUCAAGAUACGACAUGCUCAUAGAAAUAUCUAGAAGAGAACGCAAUGCAGGCGUUAAGCCAGACCCUGAGAUAGAUGCUUUCAUGAAAGCUACUGCAAUGCAAGGACAAGAGACUAAUAUCAUAACAGAUUUUGUUCUCAAGGUGCUUGGGUUGGACAUUUGUGCAGAUACAAUUGUUGGUGAUGAGAUGAUUAGAGGAAUUUCUGGUGGGCAAAAGAAGCGUGUGACGACAGGGGAAAUGUUAACAGGACCGGCAAGGGCUUUGCUCAUGGAUGAGAUAUCCACUGGCCUGGAUAGCUCUAGCACAUUUCAGAUUGUAAAAUUUAUUAGGCAUUUGGUCCAUAUAAUGAAUGAAACUGUUAUGAUCUCCCUCCUUCAACCACCUCCAGAGACCUAUAAUCUAUUUGAUGACAUAAUUCUAAUGUCAGAAGGAUACAUAGUGUAUCAUGGGCCACGUGAUAAUAUUUUGGAAUUUUUUGAAGCUUCUGGUUUCCGAUGCCCUAAAAGGAAAGGAGUGGCUGACUUCUUACAAGAGGUGACUUCCAAGAAAGACCAGCAACAAUAUUGGUUCCUCGACCAGGAGCCAUACCAAUAUGUGUCAGUCUCAGAGUUUGCAGAACGUUUUAAGUCAUCUCAUAUUGGUCAGCAGAUGCUAAAGGAGCUACAUAUUCCUUUUAAAAAAUCCAAAACCCAUCCUGCUGCACUGACAACAAUGAAAAAUGCACUAUCCAAGUGGGAGUCAUUGAAGGCUGUGAUGGCUAGAGAGAAGUUGUUGAUGAAGCGCAAUUCUUUUAUUUACAAAUUCAAGAUUGCCCAAUUAAUCAUUCUUUCUUUCUUGUCAAUGACUGUGUUCCUUAGAACAAAGAUGCCUCAUGGGAAGUUUUCUGAUGGCACUAAAUUUCUUGGGGCAUUGACAUUCAAUUUAAUAACAGUCAUGUUCAAUGGUCUUUCUGAAAUGAGCUUAACAGUACAGAAGCUUCCGGUGUUCUACAAACAUAGGAAUUUUAUGUUCUUCCCUGCAUGGACCUAUGGUCUUGCAACCAUACUAAUAAAAGUUCCUAUUUCUCUUGUGGAGGCUGCAGUCUGGGUUUCCAUCACAUACUAUGUGAUGGGAUUUGCACCAGCUGCAGGAAGGUUCUUUCGUCAGUAUCUAGCUUUCUUUGCUACUCACCUAAUGGCAAUGGCUCUAUUUAGAUUACUUGGUGCUAUUUUGAGAACAAUGGUUGUGGCUGUUACUUUUGGGAUGUUUGUCUUGCUUGUUGUCUUUGUUUUUGGAGGAUUUGUGAUACGUAGAAAUGAUGUUAGACCAUGGUGGAUAUGGUGUUACUGGGCAUCUCCCAUGAUGUAUGGCCAAAAUGCAAUUUCAGUCAAUGAAUUUUUGGCUAGUAGGUGGGCCAUUCCAAACAAUGACACGGCUAUUGACGCACAAACAGUAGGCAAGGCUAUUCUUAAGUCGAAAGGUCUUUUCACUGAAGAAUGGGGAUUUUGGCUAUCCAUUGGAGCCCUUAUAGGAUUCACUAUUUUAUUCAACACCUUAUACAUCUUGGCUCUUACAUACUUAAGUCCUAUAAGAACUACAAAUACAUUGGUCCUUGAUGAAGGCAAUGAAAUUGAGUUGUAUGCCAAAACAAGAAAUAAAGGGCAGAUGUCCGAUAAUGCAUCCAACGACAGAUCAAUCAUCAAGUCUAAUACAACAUCAUCAAUAUCCAUGAAUACUAACAGAGCAAGAAAUAGUCCAACCCAAUCACAAAUUGGCUUGCCUUUCCAACCAUUGUCGCUUUGUUUUAACCACCUAAACUAUUAUGUUGACAUGCCCACGGAAAUAAAGGAACAAGGACUCACAGAAAGCCGUCUACAGUUGUUGUCAGAUAUUAGUGGUGCUUUUAGGCCGGGUAUUCUGACAGCAUUAGUUGGUGUAAGUGGAGCUGGAAAGACAACUUUGAUGGAUGUUCUAGCAGGAAGGAAAACUAGUGGAGCAAUUGAAGGUAGCAUGACCCUCUCUGGUUAUCCCAAGAAACAAGAAACAUUUGCCCGUAUAAGUGGCUACUGUGAACAAGCCGAUAUUCAUUCACCAAAUGUUACUGUAUAUGAAUCCAUUCUCUACUCGGCUUGGUUGCGUCUUUCCUCGGACAUUGAUAGCAACACAAGAAAGAUGUUUGUUGCUGAAGUCAUGGCCCUUGUGGAGCUUGACGUGUUGUGCAAUGCUAUGGUUGGUCUCCCUGGAGUUAGUGGGUUGUCGACUGAACAAAGGAAGCGGCUGACGAUUGCCAUAGAGUUGGUAGCUAAUCCUUCAAUCAUCUUUAUGGAUGAGCCUACGUCUGGCCUUGAUGCUAGAGCUGCUGCAAUUGUCAUGCGAACAGUGAGAAAUACUGUCAACACUGGGCGUACUGUGGUCUGCACAAUCCAUCAGCCAAGUAUUGACAUUUUUGAGGCUUUUGAUGAGCUUUUGCUUUUGAAAAGAGGAGGUCGAGUUAUUUAUGCUGGUGAACUUGGUGACCACUCUCACAAACUGGUUGAGUACUUUGAGGCGAUUCCGGGUGUUCCAAAUAUUAUAGAAGGAUAUAAUCCUGCAACUUGGAUGCUUGAAGUUAGCUCCACUCUAGCCGAAGCUCGUUUGAACAUAGAUUUUGCUGAAAUUUAUGCCAAUUCCCAGCUAUAUAGAAAAAACCAAGAACUAAUCAAGGAGUUGAGCAUUCCCCCAUCAGGCUUCCAGGAUCUCUUAUUUUCUACAAAAUAUUCUCAAAAUUUCUACAACCAAUGCAUUGCGAACUUAUGGAAGCAAUAUCAGUCUUACUGGAAGAAUCCAGCAUACAAUGCCAUGCGCUAUCUUAUAACAAUUCUCUAUGCCUUUUUCUUUGGGACGAUAUUUUGGCAGAAAGGGAAAAGCUUAAAUUCACAGCAAGAUUUGAACAAUUUACUUGGAGCCACUUAUGCUGCAAUCUUCUUUAUUGGGGCAACUAAUUGCAUGUCAGUUCAACCUGUUGUGUCAAUUGAGCGAGCAGUCUUCUAUCGUGAAAGGGCAGCUGGGAUGUACUCUCCAUUGUCUUAUGCAUUUGCUCAGGCGAGCGUGGAGUUCACUUACAACAUCAUACAGGGCAUUCUGUACACUUGCAUCAUCUAUGCGAUGAUUGGAUAUGAUUGGAAAGCUAACAAAUUCUUCUAUUUCCUAUUCUUCAUUGUUUCAAGCUUCAACUACUUCACAUUUUUCGGCAUGAUGUUAGUGGCAUGUACUCCAUCUGCAGUGCUUGCAAACAUUCUCAUAACCUUUGCACUCCCUCUCUGGAACUUGUUUGCUGGGUUCCUAAUUGUUAGGAAGGCAAUACCAAUUUGGUGGAGGUGGUAUUUUUGGGCAAACCCAGUGUCUUGGACAAUCUAUGGUGUCGUUGCAUCACAGUUUGGGAACAAUGGUGGAUCACUUUCUAUUCCGGGUGGUGUGCCUGUAUCAGUGAAAGAAUUUUUGGAUGAUAAUCUUGGUAUCCAACAUGACUUCCUAGGAUAUGUGAUACUUGCCCAUUUUGGCUUUAUGGCCACCUUUGUUGUCAUCUUUGGCUAUUCCAUAAAGUUCCUCAACUUCCAAAAACGUUAGCAUGUGAUGGCACUGCACGAAUGAAUACUCUUUUUAUCCGUCAAAGCCUCGCAGAGCUAAAUGUUUACAUUAUGGUAUAUGUAGUCUGUAAAGUUCAUUAACAGUCAUUACUAAGUAUACCAUCCAUGUGUUGUCACAUACUCUUAUACCUAUUUUUUUCUAAAUUGUAUAUCAGUCUUCCAAAUGUCUAUUUUAA